Messenger RNA from Penaeus vannamei (Pacific white shrimp), 983 nucleotides. The record is from RefSeq and is a predicted model, not a curated record. NCBI's taxonomy places the organism in Eukaryota, Metazoa, Arthropoda, Malacostraca, Decapoda, Penaeidae.
GUGCAUUCCAUGGCAGAACCAUGGGAUGUCUUUCAGCAACCCGUUCAAAAGCCAUCCAUAAGAUUGACAUCCCUGCUUUGGAUUGGCCAAUGGCAAGAUUCCCUCGGUACAAAUAUCCUUUGGAAGAUUAUGUACAUGAGAACCAGCAGGAAGAUGCAAAAUGUCUGGAAGAAACAGAAGAUCUUAUUCACAAAUAUAAUGCUGCUGGCAAGCCAGUUGCAGCUAUACUGGUAGAGCCCAUACAAGCAGAGGGAGGUGAUAAUCAUGCAUCUCCAGAGUUUUUCCAGGGAUUACAGCAAAUUGGCAAAAGGACAGGUGCAGCACUCUUGAUAGAUGAAGUACAAACUGGAGGUGGUCCCACUGGAAAGAUGUGGUGCCAUGAGCACUUUGACCUUCCAGAGGCUCCUGAUAUUGUUACAUUCAGUAAGAAGAUGCUAACUGGAGGAUAUUACUUCAAAGAAGAAUUCAAACCACCUCAAGGCUAUCGUAUUUACAACACCUGGAUGGGUGAUCCUUCAAAGGUGAUCAUGCUGGAGGAGGUCAUCAGAGUUAUCCAGCGUGACCGUCUUCUAGAAAAUGUUAAUGAAUCAGGAGAUAUACUCAUGAAGGGUCUGACAACUCUUCAGAAUCAGUAUCCUCAACACAUCAAUUCGACCCGAGGAAGAGGAACCUUCAUUGCAUUUGAUGGAACAAAUGCUGCAAAACGAGACAGCAUUGUAAACAAAUUAAAACUACAAGGAAUUCAUUCCGGGGGAUGUGGAGAUAAAUCAGUGCGUCUUCGUCCUGCCCUCAUCUUCCAACCUCAUCACGCCAAUAUUUUCCUCAAUAAGCUUGAGACAGUUCUCUCAAAUCUGUAAAAGACUGAAGACAUUUUAAAUCCAUUCUUCAACAAUGUACAUCUAGUUUGCAUAAGUCUGAUACAGAUUACUAAAUUUGCUCCUAGGCAUGAAAGAGAGAUGUACAGAUAAUCUGCAGACACAUAU